Messenger RNA from Erpetoichthys calabaricus (reedfish), 1680 nucleotides. It is a transcript of the gene sirt5, whose product is annotated as sirtuin 5. Gene Ontology annotation, molecular function: protein-malonyllysine demalonylase activity; NAD+ binding; protein-succinyllysine desuccinylase activity. The coding region runs from base 103 to 1029 and encodes 308 amino acids. The record is from RefSeq and is a predicted model, not a curated record. Lineage: Eukaryota; Metazoa; Chordata; Cladistia; Polypteriformes; Polypteridae. The transcript is spliced from 9 exons.
GGCGGCAUGGCGCGCUCAUUUUACGUCAUCAUUUCCCGACUCUGACAGUCGACGGCGUUGACGUGCAUUUUGCAGGAAGCUGACAGAGAAGGGGUGUGCAGAAUGUUAAUGACAGUUCUUCAGGUCUCCACAAGACGUGUGCUUUAUCACAGCUGCUGUAAACUGACCAAAAAGUCAAAACACUUGGUUCAGAUGGUGCGUCCGUCUUCAGAUAUGGCUGCGUUCCGAGAGCUCUUUGCUAAAGCAAAGCACAUUGCAAUUCUCACAGGAGCCGGGGUCAGCGCUGAGAGCGGAGUUCCCACUUUCAGAGGAGCAGGAGGAUUUUGGAGGAAGUGGCAAGCCCAGGAUCUGGCAGCACCUGAGGCAUUUUCCAGGAACCCUUCUCGAGUCUGGGAAUUCUACCACUACCGUCGUGAAGUCAUGUUAACCAAGAAUCCCAAUCCGGCUCAUCUGGCCAUUGCAGAAUGUGAGGCGAGGCUGAGUAAACAGGGCCGGACUGUUGUGGUGAUUACACAGAACAUAGAUGAGCUGCAUACCAGGGCAGGCUCCAAAAACGUCUUUGAAAUUCAUGGUAGCUUAUUCAAAACACGAUGCAUCAACUGUGGAAAUGUAAAAGAAAAUUACCGGAGUCCAAUAUGCCCUGCUUUAGAGGGAAGAGGUGCCCCAGAUCCUGAUGCAGUUGAUGUACAGAUACCUGUUGAACAUCUCCCAAGAUGUGAGGAGAAAGCUUGCAAUGGAUUGCUGCGGCCCAAUGUUGUCUGGUUUGGAGAGACGCUCGAUUCUGACAUUUUGAGUCAAGUAGAAAAGCAGUUAGAUGUGUGUGACCUCUGCCUCGUGGUUGGAACCUCCUCGAUUGUCUACCCUGCUGCUUUGUUUGCUCCCCAAGCAGCAGCAAGAGGUGUGCCAGUGGCAGAAUUCAACAUGGGAACCACAACUGCUACAGGCAGCUUCAAGUUUCAUUUUCAAGGGCCUUGUGGACAAACUUUGCCUCCUGCCCUCGCCCGCCAUGAAAGUGAAAUUAUUUCCUGAGCAAGAUAAAACAAAAAAAAGGAAAAACUGAAAUGCCAGGCACAAAGAGAGGCAGCGGAAAAUAAGUGGUCAUCGUCAUCAUCAUCAGCUUGGUAUUGUGGACUGAGGAAGCGCUUAUGAAUCUGAAGAUGGAACUGAUGCAGGAAAUGAUUUCAAAAAGACGUCACAGGUGCUUUGGUGAUUUUUCUUGCCACUACUUUUUUUUUCUUCUUUCCCCUAAUCACAGUUAUCGGAUGGUUAAUUGGAAACAUUGGGAUUUUUGUGCUUUUAAUACAGUGACAUACGACUGAUCACAAUGAUCAAGUUUUUGGUGACGCUUUUCUUCCCACUGUAAAGGUUGCAUUCGAAUGAUGGCUCCUAAAAUCAGAUUCUGUGUUCCUGCACUGCGUAUAUUUUUUGUGAUUCCCGUCUACGCGGCUGCAGUUCUUUCUUACGCCGGGAUAUUCAAGCUGCUGUGCUUUCCUUCAUUAUUCUGAUCCCUGCUGGCUUGCCGAGUUUGUUGGACACGGAGCUUGGAUGGUGUGUCCCUACAGAAACACUUAAAUGGAGGGCCGAGGACCAGGAUGGUUAGGUGAGCCAAUUUCAACUGCACAGAACGCAUUAGAGUAUAAUUAAUAAAGUAGACACGACGUGACGGCACUGUUGGUCGUU